Molecule: messenger RNA, 6648 nt
Organism: Aureococcus anophagefferens
Lineage: Eukaryota; Pelagophyceae; Pelagomonadales; Pelagomonadaceae
Exons: 6
Coding region: 1-6648 (2215 amino acids)
Molecular function (GO): protein binding
Source: RefSeq, a predicted model, not a curated record
AUGGAGGCCAGGGCUCUCGCAUACGCCGUGGAAGGGCCGCGCGGGGAGGAGGCCUGGUUGAGGGCGAAGGCCGCGGCGGACACGAAGGCCACGGUGGCCACAGCGGCCGCGGAAGAGGCUCAGGCGAUCGCGAAGGGCGCGGCGGUCCUGAAGACCGCGGCGGACCGCGAGCGGCGCAUGCGCGUCGCGCGGCUCCGCCCGAAGGUGGCGAGCCGCUUCCCGCACGUGUACGCGGCGACGGAGGCGCAGGCUGCCGCGGACGCGAGGGCUGCGGUCGCGGAAGAGGAUGCGCGCGAGGCGAAGGCUGCGGCGGUCCUGCAGACCGCGGUGGACCGCGAGCGGCGCGUUCGCGUCAAUCGGCUCCGCUCGAAGGUGGCGCGCAACUUCCCGCACGUCAUCGAGAAGGCGUACGCGCGGGCUGCGGCGGACGCGAAGGCCAUUCGCAUCGCGCGGCUGUCCCCGAUGGCGGCGCGCCCCUUCGCGCACCUGAAGGCCGGCGUCGCGCGGCUCCGCCCGAGCGUGGAACGCGGCUUCGCGCGGAUGAAGGCCGCGGCGGACGCGAAGGCCGCGGCGGACGCGCGGCUCCCCCCGGGGGUGGCCGAGGCCGCGGCGGAGGUGGAGCUGGAGGCCGCGGCGAAGGCCUACGCGAAGGCCGUGGCGAAGGCGCCGGGCUACGUGCCGCCGCUCGGCGGCCGCGUCGCCGGAUCCUUGGACGCCUUCGCGCGGGACACGCGCGCGGCGUCCUUUGGCGCGCCGCCGCAGGCGCCCUUUGGCGCGCCGCUCGGGCGUGACCGGCUCGGCUCGGCCCCGCAGGCGCCCUUUGGCGCGCCGCUCGCGGCGUACGUCCCCAACGACGCUGACAGCGGCACGAUGGACGCCCUGCAGGACGAGGUCCUAGCGACCGAGGAGCUUCUGCGGCGCCUGAGGGCGACCCAGGCCGCCUUCGCCGCGGACGAGGCGUUCAAGGCGGACAUGGCGUUCGCAGAGGCGUCGGCGAGAGAGAGACUGGAGGUGGCGCCGGUACACCGCUCGCUCGGCUCGGCGCAAUUUCGGACGUCGCGCGAGGCCGAGGAGGCGGCGCCGGAACGCCGCUCGCUCUUCUCGCUCAUCAAGGAGCACGGCCCGAGACUGGGGCGCCAACUGUACGAAGCGGGCGAGACGGCCCCGGCGCCGGUCGACCUACCCGCCGUCGCCCGCUCUACCUACGGCCAGUCGUCCUUCGGCCAGCCGCCGCCGUCGCCGGCGCGCGCCGCCGCCGUCCGCCCUACCUACGCGUCGUCGACCUACGGCGCGUCGUCCUACGGCGCGUCGUCCUACGGCCAGCAGCCCUACGGCCAGCGGCUCUUCGAUGAUGAGUCGUCGGAGUACGAGACUGAGGAGGAGCGUCGGCGGCGCCUGAAGGAGGCCUGGGUCGCCGUCGCCCGACCGCCGCCUCUCGAGCCCGCGGCGCCGGAACGCCGCUCGCUCGGCUCGCUCAUCAAGGAGCACGGCCCAAAGAUGGGACGCAUACUGUACAAAGCGGGCGAGGAGGCCGGAUCUGCCUACGGCCAGUCGUCCUACGGCCAGCCGUCCUACGGCCAGCCGUCCUACGGUCAGCCGUCCUACGGCCAGCCGCCGCCGUCCUACGGCGCGUCGCCCUACGGCCAGCAGCCGCCGUCGCCCUACGGCGCGGGCGGCCCAAACCGCGACUCGCUCGAGACGGAGCUGGCGCGGAUCCGGAGCGAUUUCCCGGCCGGGGGCUCCCACGCUGAUCUUCUGAACGGCCUCGUCGCCGCCGCGUUGUCCCGCGGCCAGCAGCCCUACGGCCAGCAGCCCUACGGCCAGCCGUCGCCGCCGCUCUACGGCGCGUCGUCCUACGGCCAGCAGGCGCGGUCCUACCAGCUGCCGCCGGUACCCCACUCGCUCGGCGCGCUGCAGCCGCCGGCACCCCGCUCGCUCGGCGCGCUCAUCAAGGAGCACGGCCCGAAGAUGGGCCGCGCGCUGUACAUGGGGGGGCAGGGGGCCGCCCCGGCGAUGGCGCCCGGCGCCUUCGCCCUCUCUCCCGUGCAACAGUCGUCCUACGGCCAGCCGCCGCCGCCGCCCUACGGCGCGUCGUCCUACGGCCAGUCCUACGGCCAGCCGCCGCCGCUCUACGGCCAGUCGUCCUACGGCCAGCAGCCGCCGUCGCCCUACGGCGCGGGCGGCCCAAACCGCGGCUCGCUCGAGGCGGAGCUGGCGCGGAUCCGGAGCGACUUCCCGGCCACCGCCCCCCAAGAGCCCGCAGCGAUGGGCCGCGAGAGCAACGCGUCGAUCAACGAGGACGACGAGGGCGCGCCGACGCGCGCGCGGCGCACGCAAUGGGCCCUGUCCGCGGAGCAGGAGGAGGCCUGCGUCUUCCGCGAGGACGAGGACGCGACCAUGUUCGCGAACAACGAGGCCUUCGCCCUGGCGAAGAUGAACUACGUGCAGCUCAUCGGCGAGGUCGAGCCCGUCGAGGACCGCGAGGAGGCCGUCGCGGCGCGGCCGAAGACGGAUUUGCAGCGGCAGGUGGACCACAAGCGGAGCAAGUUCGAGGGCCAGAACACGAACUUCGCGGCGCAGACGACGCGCAACGAGCUGCGGCGGUGGCAGGAGACGAACCGGACCAACGGCCCGGCGAACAAGCGGCUCCUCGAGCGCGAGGCCCUCGCGAUCGAGAACAGCGCGGGCGACGACGACCUCAAGGCGAUGAAGCGCGCGGAGCUCAAGGCGAAGAUGGAGACCAUGGGCCUGCUCACGGAGAAGAAGCCCAAGAAGGUCAAGGAGCAGCUCGACCCGGACGUGAACUACACCUUCGCCGGCUGGGACCCGCGCGUCGAGUCGUUCCCGUGCCCGUCCGGCGACCAGCGGCUCCCGAGCGAGGGGCCGGCCUUCCUGCGGGUGCUGGACCGCAAGGCGGCCUUCGAGCGCGAGACGGCGAACCAGUCCGCGGCGUCGCGGGAGCUCGACAGGGAGCUCGAGCACGGCACGCUGGCCAAGGUCGUCAACUGUGUCGUCAAGGACCGGCGCAUGGUCCGCGUCCGCGAGUACUUCAACACGCAGGUCAAGUCCCACGAGGAGGAGGCCAUCGACGGCGUCGUCUUGGACAAGGCGGAGCGGAAGCGGCGCAAGCUCCUGGCCAAGGCGCGGCGCAAGCGCCUCAAGGAGAACCCGCACAACCUGGACUGGGGGUCGAGCCGCAUGAAGCGGUCCGCGCUCGGCAAGUGCCUCAACCGCGUCGCCGCCUGCGGCCGGUCCGCGGGCAAAGCGGCCUACGACAGGGCGCGGGGCCGCAAGAAGGUCAAGGUCCAGUACGACCCCACGGGCGGCGGCAGCCCGCGGUCCGAGAGCUCCGAGUCGACGCGGCGGUCGGAGUCGUCCCGCGGCGCUGCGCGGCCGUCGCUCGCCCAGACGCUGCGGGGCCUCCCCGCGGCGGCCUACGCCUCCGUGCGCGCCGCGACGCCGCCCCUCGCCGCGACGCUCCGCGCCGCGACGCCCGAGCGCUUCCGCCGGCCGCGUCCGGGCUCGCCGGGCGACGCGCCGAAGACGGCGCCCGCGCCGACGUCGCGGUCCCCGACGACGCGCGGCGCGCAGCCCGUCUUCCCGCGCAAGCGGCGCAAGAGCCGCACGCUCUUUUCCGCGCCCGCGGGGCUCGGCGACGGCGCGAGCGAGGCGACGGACGGCUCGUCGCUCACGUCGGAGCGGCCCGCGGGCGUCCCGGGCCCGCGCGGCGGCCGGAACAAGCAGAAGCGCAAAAAGUCCGCGGCGUCCGCCGCGAGCGACGCGCCCGCGGGCACCUACGAGUGCGAGAAGGGCUGCGGCUUCCGCGGCGGCUUCGACGACGUCGCCGCGCACGAGGCGACGUGCGCCUACGACCCCGCGGACUACACCGACGGGUCCACCGUCGCGACGAACGAGUCCAAGUCCAAGCUCUACGAGUGCGAGCGGGGCUGCGGCUUCCGCGGCGACUUCGAGGGCGUGUCGCGCCACGAGAAGACGUGCGCGUUCGAGCGGCCGGGCGUCGCCGCGGUCGAGGCGGACGUCCCGCCGCCGGCGGACCCGGACCCGGCGUCGUCGUCGAACCUGAACAACCCGCUCCUCUUCGAGUGCGAGCGCGACUGCGGCUUCCGGGGCAGCCACGCGGAGGUGGCGGCGCACGAGAAGACGUGCGCCUUCGGCGACGACGAGUCGGACGUCGGCUCCGAGGACAGCGCGGGGACCGUCGCGCGGAAGAAGGCCAAGCAGAAGGCCAAGGCCGACGCGGCGAAGCUGAAGAAGAAGGAGGACCUGCGCAAGAGCGGCGGCUUCGCGGGCGCGGCGAGCCGCCGCGCGUCCGCGCUCGGGCGGAAGCUGCCGUCCGUGGCCAACCUCAAGAAUUUGAGGAUCACGGCGAAGAACUUCAAGGGCCUCAACUUCGGGUCCCUCGGCACGCGCGGCUUCGGCUCCCUGCGGCCCGUCAUGUCGCGCUUCCAGCCGCGGAAGACGCUCAACCCGAGCCUCCGCGUCUUCUCGCGGAACGUCGUCGAGCCCGGCGCGCAGCUCCGCCAGGUCGUCGACAGCACGCCCGUCUACAAGCCGCUGCCCGGCGCCGCCGCGCCGCCGCCGCCCGGGUCGUCGCCCGCGUCGUCGCCCGCGAAGUCGCCCCCGAAGUCGCCCCCGAAGUCGCCGCUCCGCGCCGGCCGGAAGAAGAAGCGCGCGCGGACCGCGCCCGCGGCGGCCGGCGGCGACGCCGACGACCUCGGCGCCGACCCGGCGACGCCGCCGGCGACGACGACGCCCGGGUCGCGCCGCGAGCGGCGGAACCGGAAGCGGCGCGCGGAGGAGAAGGACGAGCCCGAGGGCUUCGUGCCGCCGCCCCUCGACGGCGACGAGGAGACCAAGGAGGAGUCGGCGGCGCGGUCCGUCCACUUUGGCGACGGCGACGGGCGCCGGGCCUCCAAGAACGUCGCGACCGCGGGCCUCGCGCCGCUCGCCGCCGCGGCCGGCGACGAGGCGCCGCCGCCGCGGUCGCGGUGCCGCCGCUUCUGCUGCUGCUGCUGCCCGCGGAGAAAGCGCGACGGCGAGCCGUCGACCUACAAGCGGAGCGCCAUGUCCGAGGCGAACAUGUCCUUCGAGGAGAAGCUCGCCGCGCGCGCGGAGCGGAAGCGGCGGCGCACGUGCGCCUACCAGCUCGCGCGCUGCUACCGCAACGUCUGCAAGGGCUCCUGCCGCUACCCGACCAUCGAGGACGCGCGCAAGGUCCAGCGCUUCUUCGAGUACCUCUACUCCUUCGUCGGCAUCCCCAAGCCCGUGCUCUGGUGCCUGCUCGGCGGCAUCAACGCGUGCGGCGCCGCGUACGACGCCGUGGCCCUGCGCGUCGCCAAGGUCUUCUUCGCGGGCAAGCUCGUCUACCGCGCGGCCAAGCUCUGCUGGAACCACGAGCCCCAGUACGACUACGACGACCUGCUCGCCGCGGUCACGGAGGGCCGCGUCGACGACCUCCGCUUCAUCUUCCUCGACAAGUACAGCGGCCUCCAGGUCGAGGAGACGACGCUCGACGGGCGCACCAUGCUCUUCGUCGCCAUCGAGCGCCAGCUCCAGCACGAGUUCAGCCUGCGGGAGGAGCUCGACCGCCUCGCGCGCGCGGAGCGCGUGUCGCCGGGCCUCUUCUUCAUGUCGCGGAAGCAGCAGAUCGUCGAGCUCGAGGACGUCGAGGUCGAGCAGCGGCGCAACGAGGCGGCCCAGGCCGCCGAGGAGGAGGAGCGCGAGAAGGCGGAGAUCAAGGCCGCGCGCAAGGACAAGGUCAAGAGCCACGCGACCAAAAUGCUCAUCGAGAAGCACAAGGCCAAGAAGAAGAAGAAGACGAAGGCCGAGAAGCUCAAGGAGGAGGGCCUCAAGCCGCCGACGCCCCUGGACCUCAUCAAAAAAUCCGAGAAGCUCACGAAGACCGCCGAGUACCUCGUCGGCAAGGGCGCGGACAUCAACACGCAGCAGGACCCGCGGCGCCACGCUGUGCGCCACGAGGGCACGGGCUGGGGCGUGCUCCACCACGCGGCCGUCGCCGGCAACGUCGACAAGAUCCGCUGGGUCAUGGGCAAGGGCGCCAUCGUCGACCUCGCGACGGAGGAGGGCGAGACGCCGCUCAUGAUGGCCGCGCUCGCGGGCGCGACGCGCGGCGUCCAGAUCCUGCUCGAGUACAACGCGUCCGUGACCAAGACCUGCUUCAAGGGCUACACGGCGCUCCACUACGCGGGCUCCGUCGGCGCGCUCGACUGCGCCGCGCUCCUCCUCCGCGCGGGCGCGAACAAGCGCGCGCGCACGCUGGGGGACGUGAAGUCGCCGUCGGACCUCGCCAAGGACAAGGGCCACACGGACACGUUCAGCCUCAUCAAGCUCUACAAGGAGCCCGCCGUGCCCGUCCGCGAGGUCUUCGACGCCAUGCUCAAGUCGGGCAAGGCCGGGGGGGCGAGCCCCGCGACGCACGUCGGCGAGCCCGCGGCCGCGUCGAAGAGCGCCGCGAGCCGCGCGGCGAGGUCCUUCGUCGCGCCGCGGUUCGGCGCGCCGCACCACGUGAGCGCGUUGUGGAGCGUCUUCCAGCCGAGCUUGGCGAGGCACGCCGCGGACGCGUCGUCGCCGACGCAGAUCAUGCGGCGGACCUCGUCCGCGGCGUAG